CCGUUUUAAUGACACUGACAGUGCCUUCUUUUUGAUUGUAUUUUAUAGACCUUUACUGCAGUAGCACAUCUUGCUCCUUGUUACUUUGCCACUACGCAAUAAAUCCUGACACAUGAUUUAGAGCAAUCUCAGGUAGAUAAGAAAGGAUAGAUAAAGUGAUCAUAGUAACAUAUUUUGCUCGAGAUAGUAUUCAGGCUGUUUAUGUCUAUAUUCGCUAUCUGAGAUCUGACCACCAGCGGUACACGUCAAGCGCUGCUCUAGCAUCACCGCUCAACAUCGAGGACUGAACAUCUCAAUUACCAACAUGACGGAUGGACCGAGACAAAGAGGGAGCGCAGCCCCGAGCACCGGUGAGGAUGGAGCAGCAGACGCCGGCAAAACAGCGGGAGAGUCAUCGGUGGCGUUGAAAAAGGAGAUCGGUCUCGUCAGUGCCUGUGGCAUUAUUGUCGGUAACAUCAUCGGCUCUGGAAUCUUUGUUAGUCCAAAGGGAGUGUUGGAAAAUGCCAGUUCAGUGGGCCUGGCUCUCAUAGUAUGGAUCGUCACAGGUGUUAUAACAGCGAUUGGAGCACUCUGCUACGCUGAGCUGGGCGUCACAAUCCCCAAAUCUGGAGGCGACUACUCUUAUGUCAAGGACAUCUUCGGAGGACUGGCAGGGUUUCUGCGGUUGUGGAUUGCUGUGUUGGUGAUCUAUCCCACUAACCAGGCAGUUAUCGCCCUUACCUUCUCCAACUACGUCCUGCAGCCUCUGUUCCCCACCUGCUUCCCCCCAGAGAAUGGUCUGCGUCUGCUCGCUGCCAUCUGCUUGUUGCUGCUGACUUGGGUGAAUUGUGCCAGCGUGCGCUGGGCAACACGGGUACAGGAUGUCUUCACUGCAGGGAAACUUCUGGCCCUCAUUCUCAUCAUCAUCAUGGGUUUUGUACAAAUCUGCAAGGGCGAAUAUUACUGGUUGGAGCCGGCCAAUGCUUUCGAGCCGUUUCAAGACUAUGAUGUUGGUCUGAUUGCUCUGGCAUUUCUACAGGGGUCCUUCGCCUACGGUGGCUGGAAUUUCCUCAAUUAUGUCACAGAGGAACUCGUCGACCCCUAUGUAAACCUUCCCCGUGCUAUCUUCAUCUCCAUUCCCCUCGUGACUUUUGUGUAUGUUUUUGCUAACAUUGCCUACGUCACUGCCAUGAGCCCUCAGGAGCUGCUGGCUUCUAAUGCUGUAGCUGUGACGUUUGGUGAGAAGCUGUUGGGAGUGAUGUCAUGGAUCAUGCCCAUCUCUGUGGCCUUGUCCACAUUUGGGGGGGUCAACGGCUCCCUCUUCACCUCCUCUCGGUUGUUCUUCGCGGGUGCACGUGAAGGCCAUCUCCCUAGUCUGCUGGCUAUGAUUCAUGUGAAGCGCUGCACCCCAAUUCCAGCUCUGCUCUUCACUUGCAUCUCAACGAUUCUGAUGCUGUGCACCAGUGACAUGUACACACUCAUAAACUAUGUGGGUUUCAUCAACUACCUCUUCUAUGGUGUCACUGUUGCCGGGCAGAUUGUGCUUCGGAUUAAACAACCAGAUAUGCACCGGCCAAUUAAAAUCAGUCUGGUGUGGCCUGUCAUCUACCUGCUGUUCUGGGCCUUCCUGCUGAUCUUCUCUCUGUACUCGGAGCCUGUGGUGUGUGGCAUUGGCUUGGCCAUCAUGCUUACUGGUGUCCCUGUCUAUUUCUUGGGCGUGUACUGGGAAAACAAGCCCCAGUGUUUCAAUACAUUUGUUGACAAGAUGACAUACCUGGGUCAGAAGUUUUGUGUAGUGGUCUACCCAAUGGAGGAAAAGAAGAAAAACGAAGAGUCUGGAGAUGAGAUUGAAAUGAAGGAACAGUCGGUUCCACUGUCAGCAGAAGAUGAGGAGACACCGAAAUCAGCUGACUGCUAAACAGACACAUGUGGAGACACACUCAUUCUCUCACAUAAGUGAGACUGACACUGGAAAUCAAACUCAGAUUUUUUUUCACAUACCACUAUAUUUUGCCUUUUCAUAAAGAGGGGGUUGCACUGGAGUGGAAGUGGCUAAGCUCAGGAGAGAGAAAUGAACAAAGACUAGCUGCUCCACAGGUCAUGUGGUUCUGCUGUAGUGGUCUUAGAAAAUGUUCUACAUUCUCUCUAGUUGCUAGUCUCUCAGCAGCCGCUUUCUACUCCAUCGACUGUGCAAAAGAAUUACAACACUAAAAUGAGAGAUUACAUAAAGCCCUGGCCUAAAGGGUCUGCAUUUUUUUAAGAACUUUCUGAAACAUUCUUUUCUAUGAGAAACACGGGGAAUUUGAAUUCCAUUCUGUAAAUUACAGUUUAUGUGAUAAAAAUGCCAAACUACAUCAUGGCUUACCCUGAUAUGGCAGGGUUCAUUUUAUUUAUUUAUUUAUUACUGAGUACAUUCUAAUGUUCUAAUUCUUACCCCCUCUUUAUUUUUAUUUUUUUCCGUUCAGGUGUCUGUCAUAACACACCUAGCAGAAAAUAGUUUUUUAUAAGCCAAAGCUGUAUUUUAAUUUGACAUUUUCUCAUUUCAAGUGUAUUUCAUCAAACCAAAACACUCAGAAGCAUUUCUUUUUUAUAUAUAUUGAUAUUUUUUAUUGUCUUAUUCUAAUCAUAUUCCUUUGUUAUUAUAAAAUUAUUAUUAUUCUUUUCUCUUUCCUAAAGGAAAGCUCUGGGACCUUUUUUAAUCAUCAUAUUUUUAAGGCAUAUAUUUAAGAACCAAUUGUGGUGGUUCAGAGUAGUUUUCUUCCUGGUUACUCUGGUCCUGAUACAAUUCAAGCUCUUUUAUUUGCCUUAACUUUUAUGUAAACUGUAUAAAGAUAUUAUCGCUGUUAAAGAGUAUUUUGCUUUCUGAUAUUUUUGAAGAUAAAAAGUGUUCAAUGAAAACUUAAAGAUGCCAUUGUGAAGUUAAGUAUUGCAACAGUAUAUUCAUUCUGUGUGGACUUUAGAUAAUACGGCAUGAUGCCAUUGGAUUUACAGCCACAGUCAUAAAUUCACUUUCCCACAGUUGAAUUAUUAAGAAAGUUUACACACAGAUGCAGAUUCAAAAUGGCAGAGUGGUUUGGUUAUAUGAAAAAGAAAAAGAAAAUAGUGGCGCAUAACUAGUGUUUGUGAUGUAUCUGAAAGCCUGUGAGAAUGUACUAGUUCUAUAGUUUUGGUCAUAUCAAUUAUUAUGUGAAUAUUCAAAAA
This is a messenger RNA of Rhinichthys klamathensis goyatoka, 3180 nucleotides long. RefSeq names its product solute carrier family 7 member 8a (gene slc7a8a). Gene Ontology annotation, molecular function: L-amino acid transmembrane transporter activity; neutral L-amino acid transmembrane transporter activity. The transcript has 11 exons. The record is from RefSeq and is a predicted model, not a curated record. Bases 305 to 1897 code for a protein of 530 amino acids. Gene Ontology annotation, biological process: neutral amino acid transport; amino acid transmembrane transport. Gene Ontology annotation, cellular component: membrane. Lineage: Eukaryota; Metazoa; Chordata; Actinopteri; Cypriniformes; Leuciscidae.